Anguilla anguilla (European eel) is the source of this 1752-nucleotide messenger RNA. It is a transcript of the gene amacr, whose product is annotated as alpha-methylacyl-CoA racemase. Gene Ontology annotation, cellular component: mitochondrion. Bases 556 to 1704 code for a protein of 382 amino acids. The record is from RefSeq and is a predicted model, not a curated record. Gene Ontology annotation, biological process: bile acid metabolic process. NCBI's taxonomy places the organism in Eukaryota, Metazoa, Chordata, Actinopteri, Anguilliformes, Anguillidae. Gene Ontology annotation, molecular function: alpha-methylacyl-CoA racemase activity. The transcript has 7 exons.
UAAGCAUGUAUUCCUUGUUGCAGUGUAAACUUUUUCGUUUUGAAUAGUUCCUCAACGUUAAAACAACCCGAAACGUUGCAUAUAAAGCUCGUGUCAAGGGUAGCUGCUUGUUUUCUAAGGCAUGAACUUUGACCGACUUUUUAGCUAGCCAGCUAGCAAACGCUGUACGAUGUGAGGUCGCAGGCAUUCAGACAGAAAUUAGAGAACCAUUUUUAUGUAUCAUAGCAGGUACCUCCAACCGUGCAAUGGUGCUUUCAGCUCGCUGUUUGCCCGGUAGUAUGAAUGCCUGUGUGAGAUAUAGCUGAAUUAGCUAAAUGUUUACAAAUUUAAAUUUAAAUUCACCAGCAUUUGCUGUGUCCUCAUUUAGAUGGAUUUAGCUAAUCAGUAAUGAAAUCAACUAGCUUUAGUGUAGUAGCCUGUCGUCAUCUUAAGUAAACUUUUACCCAUUCAGACUCAUUUGAUCUGUAGGCUACUCCUGUGGUUUCCUACAGUAGCUAUUCCGACAUAAGUGAAACCCUGCUUUUGUGCAGCAGAGAACCAGAAUUCGUUCAGGACAUGGCUCUGGCGGGCGUGCGGGUCAUCGAGCUGGCCGGGCUCGCCCCGGCGCCCUUCUGUGGGAUGGUCCUAGCGGACUUCGGGGCCCGGGUGAUCCGGGUGGACAGGACCAAAGUUGCCAUGGCGAUGGACAAGCAGGCCCGAGGGAAGCAGUCGGUGGCCCUGAACCUGAAGAAGCCGCAGGGCGUGGCCGUGCUCAAGCGGCUCUGCCUCCAGUCUGACGUCCUCAUCGAACCGUUCCGCACAGGAGUUAUGGAGAAACUGGGUUUGGGACCGGAUGAGCUGUUGCAGGAGAACCCGCGCCUGGUCUAUGCACGGCUCACUGGAUUUGGGCAGUGUGGAUCCUACGCCACAUCCGCUGGGCAUGAUAUCAACUUCCUAGCCAUGUCAGGCCUGCUGUCCAUGCUGGGGAGGCCGGCUGACGAUCCUCAGCCCCCCCUCAACCUGCUGGCGGACUUUGCGGGGGGCGGGCUGAUGUGUGCGCUCGGGAUCACGCUGGCCUUACUGGAGCGCCACGCGUCAGGGCGGGGCCAGGUCAUCGACGCCAGCAUGGUGGAGGGUGCGGCCUACAUGGGCUCGUUCGUGUGGAAGUCUCGCGCGAUUGGCCUGUGGAACCGGCCACGCGGCCAGAACAUGCUGGACGGCGGUGCGCCGUACUACGGAACCUACCUGACCGCCGACGGCAAGCACAUGGCCGUGGGCGCCGUGGAGCCGCAGUUCUACGACCAGCUCCUGCAAGGUCUGGGAUUGGACGCUGCCACGCUGCCGGCGCAGAUGAGCGUCUCUGAUUGGCCAGAGCUGCGGCGGGUGUUCACGCAGGCGUUCGGCAGCAGGACUCAGGCGGAGUGGUGCCGCGUGUUUGACGGGAUGGACGCCUGCGUCACCCCGGUGCUCCCUCUGGACCAGGCCCACUUGCACCCCCACAACCGGGACAGGGGCUCCUUCGUGCGGGACAGCCAGGGCGAGGUGAGCCCGCGGCCGGCCCCCGCCCUGUCCCGCACACCCGCCGCCCCCUCCCUGUCUCGGGACCCCUUCGUCGGGGAGCACACGCGGGCCGUGCUGGAGGAGUUCGGGUACGGGCCAGACGAGAUCCAGCAGCUGCUGGGCAGCGGGGCUGCGGAGUGCAACCAGGUCUCAGCUCACCUGUAGAGCGGGACGGGGUCAGCGGGGCGGGGGUCAGCGGGGCGGGGGGCAGCG